AUGUCUAAUGGUGGAGAAGAAAUGAGAUUCCGAGGCGUGAGAAAGAGGAAAUGGGGAAAAUAUGUAGCCGAGAUUCGAUCUGGAAAGAGAUCGCGCAUAUCGUUGGGGUCAUACUUCACUCCUGAAGCUGCAGCUCGCGCUUAUGACGCUGCGCUCUUGUGCCUCCGAGGACCUACCGCAACAUCUUUCAAUUUCCAAGACUUGCAGUUCAACUCGACUGCAUUGACGGCUGCACAGAGCAAUCCAUCACCGCAGGCUAUUCGAACAGCUGCGAUUGUGGUUGGCUCUGCCUGCGACGUCGUUCCUGCAAGAUACUUCCAUAAUAAUAACAAUGAAAUCUUUGAGGAGACCGCACCCAACGCUGAGAAAGAGAAGUCACCCGAAGGUGGAGAAACUACUAAUGAUCAAGGGAAUGCAUUGGUUGAGGAGAAAAUUGCAGGAGAAGAACAGCAGAUAUGUGAAUCAAGUGAUGUGCUCUUGUGCCUCCGAGGGUCCAACUCUUCGUCUUUCAAUUUUUCGGACUCACAGUUCAACUCAACUGCAUUGGAGAUGGACCCUCCACCCGACAUUAUUCAAACAACUGCCAUUGCGGCUGGGUCAGCGUUGGACUCUGUUCCUGCAAGAUUCCACAAUAAUGUGGAGGAUAGUGAGGACAAAGAAACCUUAACCCAUUUUGGCCAAGGCGUUAAUGAUCAAGGGAUUGCAGAUAGAGUGGAGGAAGAAGAAGAUAUGAGUGAGGUGGAUGAAGCAAAAUAUUUUCUACAGUCUCCGGAGGAAAUAUCUUAUGAGGACAGAGUUCAGAUGUCCCUACUGUUGCCUGAGGAGAAGGAGAUGAUGCAGCCUUCCAAUCCAUCUGAAAUCUUCACUGAUUUUCGUACAUUGGAUGAAGCCAUUUUCCAGGCGACGUCAGGAAACCCUCCUCAUUAA
Messenger RNA from Cryptomeria japonica (Japanese cedar), 927 nucleotides. Its product is annotated as ethylene-responsive transcription factor ERF012-like. Gene Ontology annotation, biological process: regulation of DNA-templated transcription. The record is from RefSeq and is a predicted model, not a curated record. The transcript has a single exon. Bases 1 to 927 code for a protein of 308 amino acids. Gene Ontology annotation, molecular function: DNA binding; DNA-binding transcription factor activity. Lineage: Eukaryota; Viridiplantae; Streptophyta; Pinopsida; Cupressales; Cupressaceae.